AUGCCUCUCAGCACUCAAGCAGCAGGGAACACCUAUAUUUACCCAAAAGGACUGAUGAAGAUAUUCUUGGUGCCUUAUAUGGUGGCUGCAUUAAUUUACAUCAAAUGGCACAUACGUAAACAGCAUCGUGAUGCAGAAUACAACAUUGUCACCUUGAGAACGGAGAUCAGUGUAAUGGAAGACAUGGGUUAUGCUGUGCUGGACGACUUCAGUGAGAACCACUCUGCUGUCAGCCACUCUGAUGACCGAGAUACAUCCAGCUAUGCAAAUGUUGAAACAUCUCCAACAUUAUACCUGCUUGAUCUGGGGCUACUUGCUGCCAGGAUAGCCCUGCAUGCUGGGUGCAUUAACCCCCUAUACCUACUCCCUUAUAUUCGAGGCAGCAUCUACACCUCCGUGGACAUAGAGGCCAGAGCUCAGGCUGAAGCAUACGCCAUAUGGGGAGUCGAUGUUGGUGAUUUACAUCGCAAGCCUCGACUUCCCAGUCGUUUGUGUCAUCACCGAGGGGAGACAGUGUCCCCCAUGUGGCAUCACACGAUGUCUGAAUUUUUCCGUCACCGGGCAACACCGUCUCUUGUUCCAGAUGAUUACAUAGCGGACUCCUGUCUAGUGCCGCGAUACACGCCCCCCGUGACCCGUCACACGCUGGCUCAUCCCCUGCGGUAG
Procambarus clarkii (red swamp crayfish) is the source of this 666-nucleotide messenger RNA. The record is from RefSeq and is a predicted model, not a curated record. NCBI's taxonomy places the organism in Eukaryota, Metazoa, Arthropoda, Malacostraca, Decapoda, Cambaridae.